Molecule: messenger RNA, 1947 nt
Organism: Abrus precatorius (Indian licorice)
Lineage: Eukaryota; Viridiplantae; Streptophyta; Magnoliopsida; Fabales; Fabaceae
Product: alpha-L-arabinofuranosidase 1-like
Exons: 17
Coding region: 1-1947 (648 amino acids)
Biological process (GO): L-arabinose metabolic process
Molecular function (GO): alpha-L-arabinofuranosidase activity
Source: RefSeq, a predicted model, not a curated record
AUGAUUUUUUUAAAGGGUUAUUGCAGUUUUCUUUGGCUCUACCUCAUCAUAGUGACUUGUCUUGCAUUACAAUGUUAUGCUGAUGCUAACCAGACUUCAACUCUAGUUGUAGACGCUUCUAAUAAUGCAUCUGGGAGGCCAAUUCCUCACACUCUUUUUGGAAUCUUUUUUGAGGAGAUUAAUCAUGCUGGCGCUGGGGGAUUGUGGGCAGAGCUUGUGAACAACAAAGGUUUUGAAGCCGGUGGCACACAAGUUCCAUCAAAUAUUGAACCUUGGACAAUAGUUGGAAAAGAAUCAGAUAUUGUAAUACAAACUGUACUUGGUUCUUGCUUUGAACGCAAUAACGUUGCAUUGCAAAUGGAUGUCCUAUGUGACAAUUGCCCUUCUGAUGGUGUUGGUAUCUCUAAUCCAGGUUUUUGGGGCAUGAAUAUUGUGCACGGGAAGAAAUACAAAGUUGUGUUCUUUGUUAGUUCAACAGGACCAUUAGAUAUAACAGUAUCAUUCAGAAAAGCAGAAGAUGGAGGGGUAUUAGCUUCUAGUUAUAUCAAAGGUUCAGCAUCAAAGUGGACAAGGAUGGAGACUACAUUGGUAGCUAGUGCAUCAAGUUCUAAUUCAACAUUGUAUUUAACAACAACCAAAAAAGGGGUGAUAUUGUUGGACCAGGUGUCUGCUAUGCCUGUGGACACAUUUAAGGGACAUGGUUUCAGAAGUGACUUGACCCAGAUGUUGGUAGAGUUGAAACCAGCCUUUCUCAGAUUUCCAGGUGGCUGUUUUAUUGAAGGACAAACAUUAAAAAAUGCAUUUCGGUGGAAAGAGAGUGUUGGACCAUGGGAACAGAGACCUGGGCACUUUGGUGAUGUUUGGAGUUAUUGGACAGACGAUGGAUUUGGUUAUUUUGAAGGUCUUCAACUGGCAGAGGACAUUGGUGCAAGGCCAUUGUGGGUGUUUAACAAUGGCAUAAGCCACACAGAUGAAAUUGAUACAAGCAUGAUCACACCUUUUGUGCAAGAAGCCCUUGAUGGUAUUGAGUUUGCCAGAGGUGCAACCACUUCAAAAUGGGGUUCCCUUAGAGCAUCUAUGGGACACCCACAACCUUUUGAUCUAAAAUAUGUUGCAAUUGGCAAUGAAGACUGUGGAAAGCAAAACUACCGUGGAAAUUACUUAAUGUUCUACCAUGCAAUACGGCGAGCUUAUCCAGAUAUUCAAAUUAUUUCAAAUUGUGAUGCUUCUGCCAAACCAUUAGAUCACCCAGCGGAUAUCUAUGAUUAUCAUACUUAUCCUACAGAAGCACAAAUUAUGUUUAAUGAUGCUCAUGUGUUUGACAAGACACCACGCAACGGUCCAAAGGCUUUUGUGAGUGAGUAUGCUCUAACUGGAGACAAAGAAGCUAAGCUAGGAACCCUUUUGGGAGCUAUCUCUGAAGCUGGAUUUCUCAUUGGAUUAGAAGGAAACAGUGAUCAUGUGAUAAUGGCUAGCUAUGCGCCUCUGUUUGUAAAUGCAAAUGACAGAAAGUGGAACCCAGAUGCAAUUGUUUUUAACUCCAAUCAGGUCUAUGGAACUCCUAGCUAUUGGGUGCAAUAUUUGUUUAGAGAAUCAAGUGGAGCAACACUUCUCAAAUCACAACUUCAAACACCUGCACCAUAUUCAACUGCUGCGUCUGCAAUUUUUUGGCAAAACCCACAAGAUAAGAAAACUUACUUGAAAAUAAAGGUUGCGAAUUUGGCGAACAACCAAGUAAAUCUCAAGAUUUCUCUGAAUGGAUUUGCGAGCUCAGAUCUAACCAAGUCCACAAAGACGAUGCUUACAUCUGCAAAUGCAUUGGAUGAGAAUAGCUUCACAGACCCUGAAAAGAUAAUACCAAAGCAAGGUCCACUUGAGAAUCCAGGUAAUCAGAUGAAUGUGAUACUUCCUCCAGUUUCAUUGACGGUAAUUGAUUUGUUAAAAUAA